Messenger RNA from Porites lobata, 6458 nucleotides. The record is from the annotation of a GenBank genome assembly. NCBI's taxonomy places the organism in Eukaryota, Metazoa, Cnidaria, Anthozoa, Scleractinia, Poritidae.
AUGACAUUUCACGUACGCAGGCAUGAUCAGUCAGCACGCACCUUAGCAAAAAAGUUACGUUUUAACCAUCAGAUGUCGUUAAAAAUCCUCCACGAUAGGUCUGCAGUAAUAAUGAUGGGUCUUUUGAUAGGAGUGUUUCUUGUUUGCUACGGGAUGCAUCUGCGUUGGCGCUGUGUUUAAAAGAAUAUUACAAAGUUAACUAAAGCUUACCACUUGACGCGCGUAACUCAUUCUGGUAAGAUGUAAGUCUUUUAUGAACGAGUGUGAAAGGCUUGAGCAAUUCAGUAAAAGACUGAUAAAUUUGUGAGGCUUGGACGCAAAGCGAAUUGAAAUUUGGAAAAAAUGGCGCAUUAGGAGAGAAAACAAGAACCUUUGGACCCUCAGAGAAUACAAAAUACAAGGGAAAGGACUUAGGAUCAAGUUUCACAGGUGGUGUGAGACGCAAGUUCUUAUUCGAUGCAACUUUUUAGUUUCACAUCACGAGAGUAUAAUUUUGUGUUCACACCGGCUGCUACCAAAGCCCGCUUUGCUUCACUUGCUCGAUUUUGGUAUACUCGAGCAAGACUCUGCAUCAAUUGAGUAACAAAGAUAGCGUGAGCAUGUGCCGCUUGUUGCUUGGAUACAGUUCGAACGCAGGCUUAAUAGCCGUGCGCUUUGUACAGCGGGCUCAUCGGUUAUGACCAUCAAUUUAUCAAUCUGAAACGGAUGCUCGCACUCUGAAUACCAGUUUGACCGGAGAAAACAAGAUUGACAAGUUCAGAAGUUCGAGGUUCGGUGACUUCAUAAGGCUUGGCGCCAAUUUUCCUCCUCACCGAGGUUAAUUUUGUUCGUUCAACAGUCUUCGUAAUCAACUCUGUUAAGGGCGAUAGAUUCCUAGAAUGUACCGAACCGAACUGAAAGAUUAACUCUACGAUAUUCUUGUUAUAUGAAUUAAUUUCCUUGUUGAGAAAAACACAAAGAAAUGUAGUAGUUUUGUAAUCUUUCCGUGCAAGUUUAUUUCAGGUUAGUCUUGCAGGUGUGACUGAAAUGAUAAAAUCGUGUAAGGUGUAAAAUGACUUGUUAUGGAGAAAAAAGGUAUAGCUAUCAAAUGCGUCACCUUUUUCGCCCCGGUUACACGAACGUAAGGCUCAUUUUCCUUUAAAUUCUGUAGAAAUCAUGACAAAGAAAUAAAUAUUGGUUGCUAAGGAAGCCCAACAGCAAAUUGGAGCUACGAGUUGUUUGUGGCUGGAACAAUAUUAAAAUCGUUGCAUACCGAAUGAAUAAUAAAACCUUCCAAUUUAGCAGUACGAAAUAAAAAUGCAGUAGAAGGUAUUUAACUAAACAAUAUUAAUAAUUGAUUGAUAACUGAGCUAGUGAAACAGUUGUUAAAGAUCAUAUCGACACCCCAGGCGUCUUGCGCCAUGUAUAUAUAUAUAGUGAAAGGAUUAUAAAAUAACAAGGUUUUAUAAAUAAUCAAUAAACUGUUGGACAAGAAGUUUUUGUGAAGAGGGUGUUUUUUUCCACAGUUGAACUGCCUUUAAAAACUUAUCGACAUUGUGUUUCUGUUUCACAUCGUGGUCAGUUAAUUUUUUUCCUUGCUCAAUUUGUUAACUGAAAACCUUUGCAUACUCUAUUUAGUACAGCAGUGGAAUUAAACGGAAUAGACUGCAUGCAUGGGCAGAUUACCGUGAUGCUGCUGGCUCAUGUCUGUCUUGUUUUAUUUUCUCGCUUAGGAAUAGUUAACAACAACGGUGGAAACGUUCUCAGGCAAAUUUAGUGAUAUUAGAGACAGCCUUUUUAUUUAUUAAUGCACUUUUGUAGUAAUUUGUAGCAGACCUGUCGCAAUUUGUAAGAAAUACAUGAUGUCGUCGGCUGCAAUUUAGACUAAAGUGAAGGUAUAUUUUUUUUAAUCAGCUAAGGUCUCGGUUAAUUCCAUCUGUUAUAACUGAAAGACCAGACUGGUUUAGUUGUAAAGAGAAUAAUUAAGAUCCAGCCAGAUCAGAGCUAUUUAGAUUAAGAUCGGCAAUGUUGGAAUGUCCCUUUCCAUUUGACAAAAUUGUUGUCUCAAAUACCGCUCUUUUGUAGCAACGAUAACCAAACGCACUGUGGCUUUGGUCAGGUCGAUGUAGUUCCAUUGGGCAAGUGGAAUUUCCAACAUUUCAACCGGAAUUUUUGUUGUAUUGAAAGCGCCCAUUGGCUUUGAAUUACAGCACGCAACUAUCCUCAUUUUCCUACCCUUACCAAAUCCAACACUGUUUUGAAUGUAUUUUUAAGCUGUUUUUGAAAACUGUUUUUAACCUGUUUGGUGAAAUAGGUUUUAAAUAGGGUAAAAAGUGUAUUUUUAAUGUAUUUUUCGACUGCUUUUAAAGGUGUUUUAACCUGUUUAAAACGCUAUUCAAAAAGAAUUUUUAAAGUAUUUUAAAAUGCUUUUAAAAUAUAUAAAAAAUUCCAGGGCUUUUGCAAGGCUCAAAACAGGUCAAAAACAGUUUUUAAAUACCUUAUAAAUCGGAAUAAAAACAGGACAAAAACAGUUUCAAAAACAUAUUUUAAUUUACUAUACUAUUUUAAAACUAUUUUUAAUGGCAAUUUUAAACGUAUUUUGAAAAAAAACCGGUUUAAAAUAGGUACAAAAAUAUAUUUUUGAUAUAUUUUUCGACUGAUUUUAAAGGUGUUUUAACCUGUUUAAAACGCUAUUAAAAUGUUAUGCUUCAAAAUAUAUUUUAAUAGCUGUUUAAUCGCUUUCGAAAUUUAGUAAAAUACUCGUAUUUGCAAAUACAAUAAAAAUACUUUGAAAACAGUAUUAAAAUACCACAGAAGAAGAAAAGCAAUAGCACACAUAUAUUAUGAAUUAAAUACAUCAAAAAUAGGAUGCAAAAAUGCCAAAACAGUAUAAAAUUGUAAGAACAUAGCCUUAGAGUUGUCUGAAAACAGUAUAAAAAUCGGUCGAAAGAGCAUAAAAAUAGUACAAAAACAGGAUGGAAAUACCAUUUAAAUUCAUGAAAUAAAAUGAAUACAAAACCGUCGAAAAUUACCCUGAAAAAGCAAGAUUUACCUCGGCGAAAUUUCGCCACACAGUCCUAGGCUAGGACUUCAAGAGAAUUAUCUCUUAGCCGAUUACUUUACGUUGAUUUCCCUAAGAAUUCUCGGGAAAUUCUUAUGGAAUUUUUCAGAAAUGCUCAAAUCAAUCUUUAGCCUGUGUACAGACCCCUUCCCUCAAUAAAACUCGGAGGGGGGGGGGGGGUAUGUACACAGGCUAUCAACCUUUGGCUUCAAAAGGGUAUAACGUUACUGACGUUACCGGUAAAUAUUAAUCUACAUGCAUGUAACUUACAUUGUUUAUUAUAUUCACGGCUUUACUCAAAUAUCAUCAGAAGCUUAAUGCAGGCUACGCCUGAACAUUAAUUAGUGGCUGAUAAAGAACAGCAUACGAAUAAAUUUACGCGAGAAUGAAAGAGGCCGGUGACGUGACAUCAAGUGACUGAGAUCAUUUAUACAAAACAGCGAGUCUCUGCAAGGAAUCCUGUAAAAAGUAAAAUUGCCGUACGGGCGCGACUAUAUAAAUGUUUACUACCCUUCAUUUGUUUCUCAUAUGGCGUAUAUCUAAGCGUCUUAGUAACAUUGUAUAUUUAAUACUUACAAUUAGACUCCUUGGACUCUUCUCCUGAACCAGAACCUUUCAAAGUACAUAACAGUCGCUGAGGAGUCAUAACCAUUUUUGAUUCGUGAUAAAAGCAACAUCUACGUGUUCCGACAAUCCGCAGAGUUGGAGUGUACUUUUGUAAGAUCGUAACAAACAGUAAAAUCAAGCGCAUUUAAGCUCACAGCAACCGCCCGGGAGCAACCGCCGGUUCAAUAAUUUGAAAUGAGCAAAGGACAAAGGACGGUUUGCUUAUCACGUGCAUUUGUCACAUCACCGCGGCGCGAAGUCGUGAUUUCAGUCGCGCGUGACAUCUCAAAAAUAAUAUGCCAUGCAUGUGCGGAAUAGUCUAUGAGAGAAAGAUAACCAUAUGUCGGAGUUUAUUCAGAUCUGAGCGUUGUUUCUUAGUGCAAUAUAUACGAGGUGAGAUCUUAGCUUGGAUAGUUUGUUUUAAUUAUUAUGAAAUUUCAAGGACUUAUUUUAGACAAAUCUCAAUUGACCGCGUGCAUCCGGUUCUCGGCCCGCGGCUUCGGCUGUUUGCGAAAAAUUUCUACAUGAAAAUUAAAAUGUGAUUUUAAGAAUUUUCUUUUAAAAAAACUUAUGGAAUGUCCCGUAGCUGCAUUAAUUGAAUCACGGCUAAAAUCUAGGCGGAGAUUUUCGCAGAGAGCUUGCAGGUAAUGAACAUUGAGGAACGGAUUGAUCCUUUAUCGGCACACUGUCACAGUUACGUGUUGUCAGUCAAAGCUAAAAUCUGUUCCUAAUUUUCUUCUCUUUUUUCAAUUUCUUUUUGAUUUGCUGGGAGAUUUAAUUUUUGGCUCCGCCUCGAGCUUUAUUGAGAGAAGAAUCCGGUCCACAAUAUGACAGCUUGUUUUGAGUCAUUUAUGAGUUCGUGACACGAUGAAGGCUUAAAAAUUAACUUUGUGCAAUUGUUACUUUUAUAGUCUGAGUAUAAGUAUCCCAAAAUACAUUACAAUAUUGCACCUCAAUAAUAAUAAGUAAUAAGUACUCUAUUUUAAAGUAUUUAAAUUAAGGUCAGCAUUUGAUGUCUUUCAGCAGACUUUAAAUAUUUUAUGUACAAUCUGUUUUUAUAGUCAGAGUGUUGUGUGCCCAAAAUACAAUUCAAAUAGACCUCAAAACAGUGUUUAAGUACCCUAUUUAAAAGUAUUUGAAAUGCGGUCAGUAGUUAAGGACUUAAAACAUAUUUCAAAUAGUCGAUUUGAACUCUGUUUGUAACUUUAUGAGUGGAUGCGUCUCAAAAUACAUUUUCGAUACAACUCAAAACAGUUUUAAAGUACCCUAUUUAAAAGUAUUUAAGAUACGGUCAGCAUUUAGAUUCUCAAAACAUAUUUUAAAUACUCUAUUUGAAUUAUGUUUGUAACUUUGUGAGUGGAUGCGCCUCAAAAUACAUUGUAGAUGCAACUCAAAACAGUGUUAAAGCACCCUAUUUAAAAGUAUUUAAAAAACCGUCGCAUUUAAGCCCUUAAAACAUAUUUCAAAUAGUCUAUUUGAACUCUGUUUGUAACAGUGUUAGUGGUUCUAUGCCCAAAAUACAUUUGAAAUACCCUAUUUUAAUCAUAUUUAUUAAACAAAAUACAUUGUAAAUUGAUGAGAGAGGUUUUCCUUUUGAUGAAAUAUAAUUUAACUACACUUAAGAUAUAUUCCAAACAGGGGCGAAAAUUUAAAUUUUUUUCUCAAAUAGGAUUAAAAUAUAGGAAAAUAGUAUUCAAAUACUGAAAAUACAUUUUAAACACUUUAAAAUCAGUUUCAAAAUACAUAUGGUUUGGUAAGGGUACCAACUGUGUUGCGACAGCUCGGUCGCUACUGCGCAUGCGAAACACAUUAUUAUUAGAAAUUACCAAGUUUAUGACAAAGUAGGACAAUCAAAAGGACUUCCGUCUAGUAACAUACAUCUGCCAGUGAAUAACUCACAACCUCCUGACAUUAUUGCGAAGAAGAUGUUUUUCUUUUAUCUGUAGUUAAUAAGGACCUCUCUUAACUGCCGUUACUACGGAUGGAGACCUGGUUUUGGAUUCUUGGAUUGGUUCUUUCGUUUCUUGCCAUCACUGGAAAUGGAUUUGUGAUCUUCCUCGUCUGCAGCAGACGAAAUCUCCACACCAAAACCAACUCGUUUAUUGUUUCACUUGCAGUAGCGGAUUUCUGUGUUGGUUUGAGCAUUAUUCCUUCUUUGUUUGUAUGCGACGUUACAAAAACCUGUGACUGGCCUAAGGCUUUUCCUUCAUGGAAAGAUGUCGUAAGGUGGCUGUUUAGCUACUUGUCUGUUUUAAAUUUGUGUUCUCUGGUGCUCGACCGUUAUAUCGCCAUCGUAAAGCCUUUUAAAUACAUAACUUUCAUGACUCGAUCUCGUGUUAUUCAAGUGAUAACUUCCUGUUGGAUAGCGUCAUUUACGCUGGUUGCGCUCAAGACCGCACUUCGGCUUUGCUGUGAGACCCCUCUGACUAGUAUCGUUGCAGUUGUGGUUUUAAUGAUUUCCAUGGAAAUCUUUCCAUGCGUUCUGCAGAUACUCUGUUUUGUGUCAAUGUUAAUUCACGUAUGGAAACAAGAUCGGUCAGCACGCACCCUAGGACGGAUAUCUUUUAAAACCCGUAACGAGAAGUCUGCAGUAAUAAUGAUGGGUAUUGUGAUAGGAGUGUUUGUUGUGUGCUACGGAAUAUAUUUACGUUGUAGUCUCGUAGUACUAUCCGACACAAAUGCAUCAUGUAAAGAUGAACAAUACAAAGUUCCUGUAUUGGUUUUAAACUCGGCCAUUAACCCACUGUCUUAUGCUUUUUUCAAAAGAGACAUAAAGAAAGAGUUUAAAAGGCUUAUCAGUCAGCUGGUUUAA